AAAGGCAUUUCAAAAGAAAACUGUUCCAGUUCACAACGUCACAUCUGCUUCAGCAGCGUGAAUAAAAGUGGGGCCAGACAGGAGUAAGUAAAGCUUCAGGAAAGCAAGUGCAGGUGCUUCACAGCUGGCACCUAACUGUUACCAAAAUCUGAGCGCAAAGAGUGUUUGCUUUCAGUUCAGAUCCCUGAGAUGUGGAGUGCUACAGCAUUUAUGGACUGUGAGGGUGGUUGUCAAAUGUUGUUAAACACAGGGAGUCCUUGGAGGAAGAGAGAUGGAGGUAGCUAGAAAGUGUCUGUGUGAUUUGUUGCACUCUUUUUCUGAGAAUGCUUAUGAAGUUUACAGUUUCUGGGCAAAGAGAACUCUCUGAAAUGGCUUUUUCCUUCCCCACCCCUAAAGGAUAUGCCAUAGUUGAUUCUUCUGAUUCCUCAGCAUUCGCUACUUCAGCUCAUUUAGCACGUGUAAUAACAAUACACUGCAUCUGAGUAAUACUUGUUACACAGAAUUCUGAUAGUAGAAACUAUGUGGGAGUAAUCCUGUGCGAGUCUGGUCCAGUUGAGGGUGAACAGGACAGAGAACGAAGGGCUCAGUAGAAAACCAAGAGUUGUUGGUAGAGGGGAGAAGAGACGUGCAGAAUCCCUUGAAGUACUCUGUACAUCCUGCCAUAAAAUGUCAAAGCCAUAAAAUGACACCAACAAUGUACAAAAUAAAAGGGAAACACCAAGUGCUCUGCGUGUGUGUGUGCAUGGGGGGAUCUCUUGCAUUAAAAAAUUACUAUGAAGGGCAUCUGAGAGCUGACAUCUCUCUUAAAUCCCUGCUGUGAGUUCACGUGAGACAGUUUGCACUGUUUCAGUGUGAUGUGGCAUGUCUGUGUAGCAGGCACCAAAGGAGAAGGUGGCCAGUACAAACAUAGACCCUCACAGCUUUUCCUGACAGAUCCUGUGUAUUCUAGAAGUAUUGAUGGACAGAAAUGGAGCCACUGCUAAAAAUGACCUUUCAGGACCAUAAGUUUACCUUUCAGCAGGUCUUUGCAUCUGAAGUUUUAUUAUAGUGUCACUGGUGUACGCCUUGAAACCUCAGUUAGGAAAUCCACAAUAGAGUCACUUUUUCUCAGCGAGACAUGCAGAUCUGGAGAAGCAUCAGAGGAAGAGAGCAGCCUUUGCCUGGUAUCUCCACUCCUUCUGUCACCUUAAAGCUGGGAACAAUGAGGUUGCUCCUAUAUCUACUCUUCCUAAUGAUGGUCAAGUCCUUGAGGAGCUUUAAUGUUGACACUGGCAAGACAUGGAUCACACCACACACAGCCUCUUUGUUGUGGCCCUCUGUUCUUCAGCACUGGGAUGGAAACACAGCCAUGAUUUUGGCUACUUCCUCAGUAGACAAGGGGCUGGGCAGGCUGAGGAAGUGCACCAUUUUGCAGGAGGAGAUCCAGUGCCAGGAGAUACCUCUGCGAGGAAAUAUUAAAGGCUCCAAAAACGUCCAGGAUGGUGGCAUAGCUAUUGACAGGAAUUCAGAUUGGAUCCUGGCUUGCCUGCAGAAGAAGCACCACCGAGCCUUCACUACCACCGAGGACAUGAAUGGAGUCUGCACUCUGCUCACCACCGACCUGCACAGCACAGCCUUCCUCAACCUCACCAAGAUGGUUGAGACCAAAAUAAAAGGCAUUCAAAGUAAAACCAGGAACAAGAUUACUGACGGGAGCAGCUCUGUCAGCACAGACACCACCAGCAGUGCUUGUGAUGAGCUCUUUGGUAGCACACGAAACAACUCUAGGUGCAAAGAAGUGGGAACAGAGAUUGCUGUCAUUCUGGCUGGAUCAGGGAACACCAAACCAGACGAUUUCCAAACUGCCAAGACCUCUGUCCUCAAUCUGAUGAAGUCAAUGUGGCAGAAAUGCUCAAAGAUCAGGUUUGCUGUGGUGCAGGAUGGAGCACAGAUCCAAACUGAACUGAGCCUGCAAGAGAGCUGCAACAGACUAACUGCUUUCUUCAAAGUCAGGAACAUCAAGCAGCAGAGCUCACAGACUGACAUCGCAGCCACACUGCAGCAUGUGUUGGAUAAAGUCUUUGAAAGCCAUGACCUCAGCCAGGCUGUUAACAAGAUAAUCAUUGUCAUGGCAUCUGGGCAAGUGCUUUUGGAAAACCAUAGGUUGAGAAAUGUGAUGAACUCCUUGGACAUGGCUAGGGUCAAACUCUAUGCUCCUGGGAUUGGAGAGUUUAUAAGCAACCAGUGGGUCCCAGAAGAGCUGCAGGAAGUUAGAGGUGACAGGUUCAUUCUGUCCACACAUGAAGAUUUUGACAGUUUCCUUUCAGAGCUGGAGAGAGAGAAUCUGAGAGAUUCAGCUGAAAAUACUCCAGCUGAAGCACCAGAGCACAGAAAACCUAAUAACAGUGGUGACAGCAGGCUCCCUUCCUGGAUGGAGGAGGACGAAGAGGAGGAGGAGGAAGAUGGCUUGCCUUCUGGAACUGAGAUUGCUUUUGUCCUGGAUGGAUCAGGGAGCAUUGAGCCCGAGGAUUUUGAAAGAGCAAAAGGAUUCAUCCAUAAGAUGAUGAAAACGCUGUAUGAGAAGUGCUUUCAGUGCAAUUUUGCAGUGGUGCAGUAUGGGUUUGAAAUCAGAACUGAGUUCGACCUGCGAGAAAACUGGGAUCCUCAUGCCACCCUCCAGAAAGUACUUGAUAUUGUGCAGGUGUGCAAUGUGACAAAAACAGCAUCUGCCAUGCAGCAUGUCCUGGAUUCUAUCUUCACUGAAAGUCAUGGGUCCCACAAGGAUGCAGCCAAGGUCAUGGUUGUGCUUACAGAUGGGGAAAUACUCCUGGAUGAAAUGAACUUGACAACUGUGAUAAAAUCACCCAAAAUGGCAGGAAUCAAGCGUUACGCCAUUGGGGUGGGAGAUGCCUUCAAAAAACCAAAGGCCCUAAAUGAAUUGCGGCUAAUUGCCUCUGGUCCAGAUGACACUCAUGUAUUUCAGGUGACCAAUUAUUCAGCAUUAGAUGGGCUGAUUUCAACCCUGCAGCAGAGUAUUAUUGGUAUAGAAGGGACACAGGGUGAUGCUCUGGAAUAUGAACUUGCACAAGCUGGUUUCAAUGUGCAGAUCUUGGAUAAGCAAGUCUUAAUCUUUGGUGCAGUGGGGGCCUUUGACUGGUCUGGUGGAAUUCUGCUGUAUGAUCUGGCAACCAAGACUGCUGUUUUCCUGAAUGAAUCUAAAGAAGAAGCCCAACAAGCAAAAUACAGUUACCUAGGGUACAGCGUGGCAGUGGUACACACAGAAUAUGGACCCUUGUACGUGGCUGGAGCUCCACGGCACAGCAUGAGUGGGAAGGUGUUGGUGUUUCAGGAUGGCCACUUAAAACAAACCCUGCAAGGAGAACAGGUUGGAUCUUAUUUUGGAUCUCAGCUCUGCCCAGUUGAUGUGAACCAUGAUGGGGUGACAGAUCUUCUCCUUGUUGGAGCUCCAUUUUACCACAUUCGAGGGGAAGAAGGAAGGGUUUACGUCUAUCGCCUGGAGACAGAGACUGGAUCAUUCACUUUGAAAGAACACUUAAAUGUGCAGGUGACCUCUCCUUUUGCAAGGUUUGGCUUUACUGUGGCCAACAUUGGAGACAUCAAUGGGGAUGGAUAUGAGGAUAUUGCAGUUGGAGCCCCCCUUGAAGAUCAGCUUUCAAACUCUACCUCUUUUGGCAGCAUUUACAUCUUUAAUGGGGAUAAAGACAAGAUCAAGAGCUCUUUUUCUCAAAGAGUAAAAGCCUCUGAAAUUUCUUCAGGACUCCAGUAUUUUGGACAAUCCAUUGAUGGUGGCUUUGAUUUCACUAAUGAUGGUCUCCAAGACAUCACAGUAGGAUCACUGGAGAACGUGAUUGUGCUACGCUCGAGACCAGUUGUCCACUUUCUCACCAGCAUGAGAUUCAACCCUGACAGAAUCUUCAUUUUCCAAAAUAACAGCCUUGUUACAGCAGAACUAUGUUUCGAUGGAAUCUCAGCUCUACCAAUGUCUCAACAAGAGUUUUCAGAGUUGUACAUUUUCUACACGGUGGACUUAGAUGUGAAAAUGGCAAAGAGGAGAGUACAGUUUGAAGAUCAGAACACCACAACAAGUGGGAAGCUGUUGGUCAGCGAGCACAUGUGCUCUGAACUGCAGCUUUACCCACUGCCAUGUGACUUUGACUGUUUUUCCAGUGUUUUUCUGAGAGUUAAGCAUGAGGUCUUGACCAAAAAUGAUCCCAUGGAGUUUGCUGUCCCUGUGCUGGAUAGAUACCAGCCAUCAGAAAUGCAUUUUCAGUUGCCUUACAAGGAGGACUGCAACAAGACCAUCUGUGCUGCUCAGUUAACUUUGACAACUGAGAUUCAAAAGGAAUUAGUGGUGGGCUACACUAAAGAAGUGAGCAUGAAGGUUUCACUAAUGAACAGUGGAGAUAACUCGUACAUGACAACUAUGGUCUUGAAUUAUCCCAAAAUGUUACAUUUUAAGAAGGUGACAUUUGAGCCAUCCUCUCCUGCUGUUCACUGUGGCCAACCAGUACCAUUAACUUCUGCAGUCUUAUCCUGUAACUGCAGAAUUGGGUAUCCAGUGUUCAAGAAGACAACUGCAGAUUUUUCAGUGAUUUGGCAACUAGAGGAAAGCAUAUUCCAAAAUAAGUCUUCAAUCACUGUGAAUAUCACAAACAUAAAUGAAAAUAGCACCAUUCUGACUGAAGAACACAUCCUUGAUGUCAGAUAUGCGUUCACUGCAGUCCUUACCAGACCAGUUUCUUCAAUGUAUGUGAAUGUUAGUGAAGGACUACUUGAAAACAAAGAAUUCAGAUUUAAUAUAAAUGGAGAAAAUCGCUUUAAUGCUACCAUCAAGUUACAGAUCUGGGUUCCCAUAAAUAUACAAGGUCACAACAUAAUGACGGUCAAAAAUGCAUCAGGAACACAGGAGGAGACGGCGUGCGGGGUCAGCGGGGAGCCGGAGCCGGGACCGCGACGGGAGAGCGGCGGCACGGACCCCCAGGAUAUUCGGGAUGUGCAGUAUCAGAGCGUGCACUGCUCUCUCCAAAGUGAUGGCGACAACAUUACCGUGAUAGCAGAACUGUCUUUAAGCAAUGCGCACCAGUUCUUAAAAAGUGGAAGUGCUUUGCUGGUCCCUGGGAAAAUCACCUUCGACAAAGAACUGUAUCUGGGCCUGGAAGAAGAGAAUCAUAAUGCUGAGAUUACUCUUAUCUUCCUGAAAGACGAAGUGUUUGAUCCCUUGCCUAUUAUUAUAAGAAGCUGCUUUGGUGGACUUCUCGUGCUGGUGUUCAUUAUUCUGCUCCUCUGGAAGUGUGGCUUUUUCAAAAGAAAAUAUAGAGCUAUGAUGGAGCAAGAGGAUACGUCCUGAAGACUGAACUGGCCAAAGCAGACAGCUCUGUAUGCUUUCCCCAGCUUUUGGAAAAAAAAAGAGUCUCUCUUUGGCAAAGCCAAAGUCUGGCUAAGCUGCAAAGCAAUCCAUAUUCCCUGGUAGAGCUAUGGCACUCCAGAUCCUGGGACUCUCCCAUAUUGCUGUUCUGACCGUAGGGGCUCAGCUGUUUUGGGCAAUGCAGUUACCAGCUUGUUUAAUUUGAGCUAUUUAUCGCAGAGGUAUUGAUAAACUAGAUUCCCCAUGAGAAAUUUUGCUUUAAUGUAGAUACACUAGGAAAAAGUCAUCUUGGAGCUUGUUAGAUUUAUGUAUUGGAUUGCAGUCUUAGUUGCUAUGAUGCUGAGUGGCUCUUGAUUUUCGUACUGAGUAGCUUCAUAGAAUUGAAACAAAAAUUGAUUAGGGGAAGCUUUCCAUCCUGCUAUUGCUAUUGCAAAUGGAGACACAAUCAUUUUACAUAUACACGUGUAUAUAUAUA
Neopsephotus bourkii (Bourke's parrot) is the source of this 5840-nucleotide messenger RNA. RefSeq names its product integrin subunit alpha E (gene ITGAE). Gene Ontology annotation, biological process: cell adhesion mediated by integrin; cell-matrix adhesion; cell-cell adhesion. Gene Ontology annotation, molecular function: integrin binding. Lineage: Eukaryota; Metazoa; Chordata; Aves; Psittaciformes; Psittacidae. Bases 1118 to 5347 code for a protein of 1409 amino acids. The record is from RefSeq and is a predicted model, not a curated record. The transcript is spliced from 36 exons. Gene Ontology annotation, cellular component: integrin complex; external side of plasma membrane.